UUGAUGAUCAUGGAGCGAGAUGGAUGGGAUAUGUAGAGAGAGAGAGACACACACACAGAUCAAGCCCAAAACGAAGACUACACUCAUUCAUCCUUCCCAACUUUAAGGAUGCAGGAAAGAUGCAACUGACGACCUGAAAAGUGGAAACCUCAAGGGUACCUGUCAAUAUGGAGCCAGGAUGAAUGGUAUUUCCAUCACCUUUUGGACCGUGCUGUCAACUCGUUCUGAGAUGGAAGACUUCAAAGGAAAAUCGUUGUUCAUCUCUCAAAGUUUCUACAACAGAGUCAGCCCCCACCAUUACAGAGACAAGCAAAAAGGCUCAGACCUUCGUCUCUAAGCUAACUCUUGUGGAAGCUGAACAGUCUGAUUUACUGAAGGCAUUGGGAGAAGAGGACUGUACGAUGGGGGGGCACCACUAUGGACUCUUAAUCCUCGGAUUUACUCUUCUUCAGUCUUACUGUGUUUCGGAAUAUGGUCCCAACCAAAGGGCACAGAAAAAGGGAGACAUUAUACUCGGAGGUCUCUUCCCAAUACAUUUUGGAGUAACUGCCAAGGAUCAAGACUUAAAAUCUAGACCAGAAAUGACUAAGUGCUUUAGGUAUAAUUUUAGAGGAUUUCGGUGGUUGCAGGCAAUGAUAUUUGCAAUUGAGGAGAUCAACAACAGCAUGGCAUUUCUGCCAAAUAUCACCCUCGGAUACAGGAUAUUCGAUACUUGCAACACAGUGUCCAAAGCUCUAGAAGCAACUUUGAGCUUUGUAGCUCAGAACAAAAUAGACUCACUGAAUCUGGAUGAGUUCUGCAACUGCUCUGAUCACAUUCCAUCAACCAUAGCAGUCGUGGGAGCAACGGGAUCAGGGAUUUCUACUGCUGUAGCCAACCUACUGGGUCUAUUUUACAUUCCACAGGUCAGCUACGCCUCUUCGAGCAGGCUGUUGAGCAACAAGAAUCAAUACAAGUCUUUCCUUCGUACAAUCCCCAAUGAUGAACAGCAGGCCACCGCAAUGGCUGACAUCAUCCAGCAUUUCCAAUGGAACUGGGUGGGAACUCUAGCAGCCGACGAUGAUUACGGCCGCCCAGGGAUAGAGAAGUUUCGAGAAGAGGCAGAAGAGAGAGACAUCUGCAUAGACUUCAGUGAGCUGAUUUCUCAAUACUACACACAAGAGGAGCUGCAGCAUGUCGCAGAGGUCAUUCAGAAUUCCACGGCCAAGGUCAUUGUCGUGUUUUCAAGCGGCCCCGACUUGGAGCCCAUUAUACAGGAGAUUGUUCGGCGAAACAUCACCGGGAGGAUCUGGCUGGCGAGCGAAGCGUGGGCUAGCUCCUCGCUGAUAGCCAAACCCGAGUAUUUCCACGUCGUAGGCGGAACCAUCGGAUUUGCCCUCAGAGCAGGACACAUCCCGGGAUUCUACGAGUUUUUACAGCGGGUGCAUCCCAGCAGGUCCUCAGACAACGGGUUUGUGAAGGAGUUCUGGGAAGAGACGUUUAAGUGUUACCUGACGGAAAAAUCUCUGACGCAACUAAAGCAGUCCAAAACACCUGGCCACGACGGCAGCACUGUAGUGGGGAAUAUCACAAGUUCAAAGUUACUGCCUCCGUGCACAGGGGAUGAGAAUAUCAUGAGUGUUGAGACCCCUUACCUGGAUUAUACUCACAUGCGUAUCUCAUAUAACGUAUACAUGGCAGUGUAUUCCAUUGCACAUGCGCUGCAAGAUAUCUACACCUGCACACCUGGGAAGGGCAUCUUUGAAAAUGGAUCGUGCGCUGACAUAAAGAAAGUUGAAGCUUGGCAGGUCCUCAAACACCUCAAGCACCUGAAGUUUACAAACAGCAUGGGUGAGCAGGUCGACUUCGAUGAUCAGGGCGAUCUCAAAGGAAAUUACACCAUCAUCAACUGGCAGCUGUCCUCUGAGGAUCAAUCCGUAGUCUUUCAAGAGGUUGGGAACUACAAUGCAUAUGCUAAACCAGGGGAAAGACUCUACAUAAAUGAAAGCAAGGUGCUGUGGAGCGGAUUCUCAAAAGUGGUGCCCUUCUCUAACUGCACUCACGAUUGUAUUCCCGGCACCAGGAAGGGAAUAAUUGAGGGAGAGCCCACCUGUUGUUUUGAAUGUGUAUCAUGUGCUGAAGGAGAAUACAGUGAUGAAAAUGAUGCAAGUGCAUGCACCAAGUGUCCCAACGAUUUUUGGUCCAAUGAGAACCACACUUAUUGCAUAGAGAAGGAGAUUGAAUACCUGUCCUGGACUGAACCCUUUGGAAUUGCUCUGACAAUAUUUGCUGUGCUAGGAACGGUGAUGACCUUCUUUGUAUUGGGAGUAUUCAUCAAGUUCAGAAACACACCUAUUGUGAAGGCUACCAACAGAGAGCUCUCUUACCUUCUCCUCUUCUCCCUCAUCUGCUGUUUCUCCAGUUCACUGAUCUUCAUUGGGGAGCCCAAAGAUUGGACCUGCAGAUUGCGCCAGCCUGCAUUUGGAAUCAGCUUUGUCUUGUGCAUUUCUUGCAUUCUGGUGAAGACCAACCGUGUGUUGUUAGUCUUUGAGGCCAAGAUUCCGACCAGUCUCCAUCGAAAGUGGGUGGGCCUCAACUUGCAAUUCCUGCUGGUUUUUCUCUGUACCCUUGUUCAAAUUGUUACCUGUGUCAUCUGGCUUUACACAGCACCUCCUUCAAGCUACAGGAAUCAUGAACUGGAGGAUGAAAUAAUUUUUAUUACAUGUGAUGAAGGUUCCUUAAUGGCACUUGGUUUUCUCAUUGGCUACACAUGCCUCCUGGCUGCCAUUUGCUUCUUUUUUGCCUUUAAAUCUCGCAAACUCCCAGAGAACUUCAAUGAGGCCAAAUUCAUCACCUUCAGCAUGUUGAUAUUUUUCAUUGUCUGGAUCUCAUUCAUUCCUGCUUACGUCAGCACUUAUGGGAAAUUUGUUUCGGCCGUAGAAGUUAUUGCCAUACUUGCAUCAAGUUUUGGGUUACUUGGAUGCAUCUAUUUUAACAAAUGCUACAUCAUCUUGUUUAAGCCAUCGAGGAACACCAUUGAAGAGGUGAGGUGCAGCACUGCUGCCCAUGCUUUUAAAGUGGCAGCCAGGGCCACUUUGCGGCGUACCACAAUGUCUCGUAAGAGGUCCAACAGUGUUAGUGGCUCAACUGACUCCUCUCCAUCAUCUUCCGUUAGCAGCAAAAUUGCCCAUGAUGAACCAAUUGCUGUGGAAAUGCAGACGUGCAGUAAGCAGAAAGUCAGCUUUGGCAGUGGCACUGUCACUUUGUCCCUCAGUUUUGAGGAAACAGGAAGAUAUGCAUCAGUUAACAGGAACAUGAGGAGGAGGAACUCAAUGGAAGGCAAGAAAAGCGAUGAAAUUGUAAUCAAGCACCAUGCUCUGAUUCCUCUUCAAACUCGCGAGACAGGAAAUGACACAUGUUGCAAGAUGAAAGGAAACAAUGGGUCAGAAACUCUUGAAUCCCAGGAUGGUAGCUAUGAACAUUCAGAUUUACUGAAGAAAUGUCCUCCAACCGUUUAAUAAAUUGCAGAAAUCUUGUUGGUGGCAUCAUCGCAGCUAAUUGCCACAACGUCUUAACAGUGGCGGCCGAUCCUACUUCACUUUCAUUGGCUUUAUUUGUGGAAAAGCACAAAUUCAUAAGUUCCCUAGACAUACCAUAUUAAUAUUAUUGCAAAAAUAUUAAGCAUGAUGCUGCUAUGUAUAACAUAAUUAAACUCAAAUAUGUAUCACAAAAUUCACUAGAUCAGUAAAAUCUCUGGAUUGCCAAAAUGCAAACUAUGUACAAGAAUGGAUUGUUUUGUCACAAAAGGCCUCUUUGUGAAUAUUCUAUGGUAAUGCGGAACGAGUUACCAGAAAACAAGAAUUCUCAACCUGCAAAUCCGUAACCUGCAAAACGAAGCAACAGCCUCAUUGAUACACAACGCAAGACCUUUAUUUCCACAACAGCAUCCAACUAUCAUAGUUGGAAUGUCCCAUAUACUUGAAAUGUCACCAAGUUCUGGUUGUGCAGACAUUUGUCUGUUUGGAAGCUACUAUAUUUAGUCUCUAUGAAGUGUAUUGCAAACAAAUACAAGUAAAGAAAGAAUGACGGACUGUCUGACGCAGUGACAGCAAGAAAAACUCUUCGAUGUCCUUGAGGGACAUUCACAAUGUUUAAAAAACAAAAAAAAGGCUUUCCUAUCACAAUGCCAAUACUGUAAACACAAUAGUUAAUGUUAUGCAUUUACAUGAUGUGCAAUGCUAAUCAUAUCGGAACACAAUAGCAGUCGUUAGAAGUCAGUAGUUAGCAGUGUUAAAGAGUGAAGUUCAAGACAAUAAGUGCAAAUGUGGCUCAGUUUUGAGAAUGUUGCUCAUAGCAACACAUUAUCAUAUUGUGUUACAAUGAUCAGUUUCGCAGAUACACGUUCCGUUUGACUAUUACACCAGUGCUGUGAGAUACAGCCAUAGAUGUAAUCUGGUGUUUGCAUUUCCAGUGGAUUCAGCAAUAUACAAGCCAUAGUGCUGCACCUAAUGAUAUUCCAGCCCCAGUAUAGAUCCAAUGCUGUUUCUAUCCCAUUGAUACCAAGGCAAUAACACAAAAUAACAUGGUCUAGAGUUUCUUUUUAUGAUAUUAUCAUAUGAGCAAUGAUACCAACCAGUGAUAUUGAGCAUUAUGACAGAUGGGUGAAUAGUGGCAUUAGAAAGGUAAAGAAUUUGUGGGACAAUGGCAGCAUAAUUGUACAACAUUGUUGAGAUGGUGCUGCAGAGAUAAUACAAUGGGAGUGGAGCAGAAUUACAUAGAUAUGGAAGUAAGAGUGCAAUGGUGUGGCAUUGGUGAGGCAGUUUCAAUGAAACAGCAUGGGAUCACUUGUCAGUAAUAACAGGAUCAUAUGAUUGUAAAGAGUGAAGACUACGAAAUUGGUGAGAAAAUAGCAAUUGAUCGAGACAAUGGUAAUUAAAAAAAGGAAUUCUGUAUAAUUGUCAAAAUAAUGACGCAAAGAUAAUACAGUGGUAAUAGAUCAAAGUCGAAACAUGAGAUGGUGGCAAUGGAAUGGCAUUGGAAAGAGAGAGAAAAGUUGAAUGGUGAAUAAUGACUUCAUGUAACAGUGAUAAUUCAGUGGAGACAGUGAUAUGGUUAAAUGUGACAAUGGCAGUGAAUAAAUACAUUAGAAAGAAAACGGUAGUGGAGCAAUGUGAAAUUGAUGAGGCAGAGGUAGUGGAGCAAUGUGAAACUGGUGAGACAAGGUGGUAGAAAAAUAUAGCAUUGG
This is a messenger RNA of Callorhinchus milii (elephant shark), 5224 nucleotides long. RefSeq names its product calcium-sensing receptor (gene casr). The coding region runs from base 183 to 3497 and encodes 1104 amino acids. Gene Ontology annotation, cellular component: membrane. The transcript has 7 exons. Gene Ontology annotation, molecular function: calcium ion binding; G protein-coupled receptor activity. The record is from RefSeq and is a predicted model, not a curated record. Gene Ontology annotation, biological process: G protein-coupled receptor signaling pathway; regulation of calcium ion transport; detection of calcium ion. Lineage: Eukaryota; Metazoa; Chordata; Chondrichthyes; Chimaeriformes; Callorhinchidae.